CUCAUCGCCCACCACCCAUGUCUGAACACCGCAAGAAGGAGAUCGAGGCCAAGCGCGCCAAGCUGAUGGAGCUGCGGCGCGCGCGCGAAGAGCGCUCCAGGCUCAUCGCACAGAGCACGCCGGGCAGCGGGACAGAGUCGCCCACGCCGCAGGCGGCGCGCAAGGACGUCAACUCGUUCGUGGACAAUGUUAUCGCCGCGCGCCCCGGCUCGCCGUACUCCCGCCCGUCGACGGCGGGGCCUAGCGCACAAGUGCGUACGGCGUCGCCCGUGAGCGCGCCGGGGACACCGGGGCGCACGAGCAGACUCAGCGAGGCGCGCGUGCCGAGUAUGAGUGGGAUGAGUGGGCUUGAUGACCCGCCUCCGCCGCCCGAGGUCACGGUCGAGUUUAUCACUACGUAUGCCGAGAUCUACGACAUGCCCUCCAAAGUCAUCAAGCCUGAGACGUACUCGAAAUCGGUGCAGACGAUGGUGUCGACCGGGACACAGGGCGAGGAUUAUGACGAGGAUGUACCUAGCCGAGAUGGCGCGGGACAUGAGACGGAGAACGAAACGUGGAGCCGCAUGGUCGCGCAGCUCGACGAGGAGCGGCGGCAGCUCGAGCGCGAGCUCAAGGAGCUCAAGGCCAAGACGGACAACUUGCAGCUGCAGCACCUCCCCGACGAGCAGCGGCAAGCGAUCUUCGCGGCGCCCGAGUUCAGCGCCUUCCUUGAGGGAAGCAGUCGCAUUGUGCAGCGCGCACUUAGCGACGGGUACGACUACAUCAAAGACUACACCAUUGGGCUGGAUAGCGGGUACGACGAUGGCGAGGGUCAGCGCGUCAAGUUGGUGUGUGUAUUCAGCGACGAGCGGUGGACAGCAGGGCGAAGCGUGACGGGUCUCGACUGGUCACCGAAGUAUCCCGAACUCGUAGCCGCGUCGUACAACAAAUCGAGGUCUGCACCAAAUGACCCGCAGGGCAUUGUCGCUGUGUGGAACUUGCACCUUCUCGAGCGUCCCGAGUUCGUUUUCCACGCGCCAUCCGACGUGUUGUCUGUCUGCCUGUCGCCAUUCCAUCCACAGCUCGUGUUCGGUGGGAGCCACUCGGGCCAGGUCCUACUCUGGGACACCCGAGCAUCGCACCUACCAGUAAACAAGACACCACUGAGCAGCUCGGGCCACACCUCACCCAUCUACGCCAUGAAGAUGGUCGGCACACAGAAUGCCAACAGCUUGAUCACGACGAGUACAGACGGUCUCGUCUGUGCAUGGCAGGCCGAUAUGCUGAGCCAACCACAGGAGGCACUACUUCUUGCGGUGCCAAGCGGCGGACCAGCGAGCACCACCAAGACGGACGAGGUGUCGAUCGCAUGCCUCGACUUUGCGGACAACGAAACCGCAAGCUUCUGGGUCGGCACAGAGGAGGGCUCGGUGUACCAGGCCAACCGCUUUGACCGUGCUUCUGCCAAGGCCGGGUUGAACGCUGACGAUGUCUACCGCGGACACGCUGGCCCGGUCACAGGCAUUCACUUCCACCCCUCCGCCGGACCAUUCGACUUCUCCGAUCUUUUCCUCACGUCAUCCGUCGAUUGGACUGUCAAGCUGUGGCGCGCACGCGGCAAGACGCAUGCCCCCGUGCAGGCCGGCGUGCCUCCACUGCACUCCUUCGAUGAGGCGGACGACUACGUCUUUGACGUCAAGUGGCACCCGUCGCACCCCGCACUCUUCGGCACGGCGGACGGCACGGGCAAGUUUGACCUAUGGAACCUCAACGCGGAUAUGGAAGUGCCACUGGUCUCGACGCAGGUGUGCAAUCACGCGCUGAACAAGAUUGCAUGGGACCGCGGGGCCGGGCGCAAGGCUGCGCUCGGCGGCAGCGACGGCAAGGUGUAUGUCUACGACGUGGCCGAGAAAGUAGUGACACCGCGCGAGAGUGAGUGGGUCGAGUUCCAGAAGAAUGUCGGCGCACUCGCGGCCGCACGCGACGGCGGUGGCCUGGCCGCACUAGGCGCACUCAAUGAGCGCUACACCGAGCGGAACUACCGGUAGUAGUCUAUGCAUUGUCUAUUUAUCCGAGGCUUGAGUAUCCGCCACGCCCCGUCGAGCUGCGGACGUUGCCGACGACAUGUCCGCCAAAGUCGCGGCCGAGCGCGGGCAGCUCACGCCAAAAGUCGCGGUGCGGAACCAGGUCCCACCCCCGCGCGCCGUAUUGCUGGUGGUUGUAGACUGCGC
Cutaneotrichosporon oleaginosum is the source of this 2210-nucleotide messenger RNA. RefSeq lists its product as uncharacterized. Gene Ontology annotation, cellular component: cytoplasmic dynein complex. The record is from RefSeq and is a predicted model, not a curated record. Gene Ontology annotation, molecular function: dynein heavy chain binding; dynein light chain binding. Lineage: Eukaryota; Fungi; Basidiomycota; Tremellomycetes; Trichosporonales; Trichosporonaceae. Gene Ontology annotation, biological process: transport along microtubule.